Schizosaccharomyces japonicus yFS275 is the source of this 870-nucleotide messenger RNA. Its product is annotated as COP9/signalosome complex subunit Csn5. The transcript has 2 exons. The record is from RefSeq and is a predicted model, not a curated record. Gene Ontology annotation, biological process: protein deneddylation. Gene Ontology annotation, cellular component: cytoplasm; COP9 signalosome; nucleus. Bases 49 to 870 code for a protein of 273 amino acids. Gene Ontology annotation, molecular function: peptidase activity; deNEDDylase activity. Lineage: Eukaryota; Fungi; Ascomycota; Schizosaccharomycetes; Schizosaccharomycetales; Schizosaccharomycetaceae.
CCACGUUUUUUUACCGAUGUGCAGAUCACCGCCGUGGCUCUUACGAAAAUGCUACGUCAUGUGGCCGACGGUGUUCCUUUGGAAGUGAUGGGCUACCUUCAAGGAUUUGUUCGUGGCACGACGAUGGUCGUCAUGGAUGCGUUUGCCUUGCCGGUAAAGGGCACGGAGACGCGCGUGAACGCCCACGAGGAGGCGCUCGAAUUCAGCGUUCAAUACCAGACGCUGUGCAAGGCUGUGCAUCGGCCCGAAUACGUCAUCGGCUGGUACCACUCCCAUCCAAACUACGGCUGCUGGCUGUCAGGCAUUGAUGUGGAGACACAGCGACAAAACCAGCGCUUUCAGGAUCCGUUCGUCGCGAUUGUUGUCGAUCCAAUUCGUUCGCGUACCGGUUCCUCUGUCGAUAUUGCUGCUUUUCGAACGUUCCCGGUGGAAUAUGUACGCAAAAUCCCGUCCCACGUUUCCCACAUGAAGUCGUUCCCGUCGGCUACCCCGCAGCCUAGUAUGCCCGCAUCCAAGGUCGAAGACUACGGUGUUCAUGCCAAUGACUACUACGAAUUGCCCAUUCAAAUCGUGCAGUCGUCGGCUGAGAAACGUGUGACCGAGUAUCUUGCUUCCUGUAACUGGGCGUAUGGAUUUUCACAGCCCACGCUCCUGCAGGAUGCGCCACAUCUACUCCGCAGGGAGCGUGCCCUGGCCGACCGUUUAAAGUCUGCUGCGAACGGUGAGAUUUCUGUGCAGGCUGCCUUGCAACGGGAUUCUCAGCUGUUUGAGGACAACGAGGCGGUCAUCCAUGGGCUAAAAUUACGCGAUCGUCUGGCUUCGUCUGACAGUGUCUCGAGCAGCGGUGGACAUACAGAACGUUUGAGUUGA